Molecule: messenger RNA, 1467 nt
Organism: Vicia faba (fava bean)
Lineage: Eukaryota; Viridiplantae; Streptophyta; Magnoliopsida; Fabales; Fabaceae
Source: the annotation of a GenBank genome assembly
AUGUGCGAAUCAAAGAUCAACGCUAUAAAAGAUCCAUUGAUUUCCACAAUGGUACCAUCCAAAAAUGAAAGCAGAGAAAUGAUAAUUACCGAAACAAAAUCGCUUCUAUCCUUGGCGUUACCAACCGCACUAACAGCUCUAAUCUUCUACGCCCGUUCCAUCGUAUCAAUGAUGUUCCUCGGUAAACUCGGCGACGUGGAACUCGCAUCAGGUUCAUUAGCCAUAGCUUUCGCAAACAUAACAGGUUAUUCAGUUCUCUCUGGUUUAUCUUUAGGAAUGGAACCGCUUUGUUCUCAAGCUUUCGGUGCUAACCGUCCAAAGCUUCUGUCACUCACACUUCAACGCUGUAUAAUUUUUCUCUUGCUUUGUUCCUUACCCAUUUCUUUUCUAUGGUUUGAAAUGUCUAGAAUCUUCCAUUUUUUACAACAGGAUGAUAAAAUCACCCAAAUGUCACAGACUUAUCUUCUUUUUCUCUUACCCGAUCUUGUAACUAACUCUUUUUUACAACCAAUCAGAAUCUACCUUCGCGCUCAAUCCGUCACCUUCCCUGUAACUUUAGCAUCUCUGGUUGGAAGUUUGUUACAUUUACCUUUUAAUUUUUUACUUUUCAAAAGAGGAAUUUCUGGAAUUGCUAUUGCUUCUGCUGCUUCGAACUUUUUGGUACUUAUUGUUUUGGUAGUUUACCUUUGGAUAAGUGGGGUCCACAUAUCCACGUGGAGUUCGCCGAGUUUUGAAUGUUUUUCCGGCUGGGAGCCGUUGAUUAAGCUAGCCGCGCCGAGCUGUGUUUCUGUUUGUUUGGAAUGGUGGUGGUAUGAGAUUGUUAUUGUUUUGUGUGGGUUUCUUGUGGACCCUACUGCCACUGUGGCUUCUAUGGGGAUUUUAAUUCAAACGACGUCCUUGAUUUACGUUUUUCCUUCGUCUCUUGGACUCGCGGUUUCGACGCGUGUGGGGAAUGCGCUCGGAGCGAAUCGUCCACAUAAUGCAAAGGUUUCGGCUGUGAUCGCAGUGUUUUUUGCGGCGGUUAUGGGGUUUACUGCCGUUGUUUUUGCGAUGAUGAUGAGGCGGAAGUGGGGGAAGAUGUUUACCGGAGACGAAGAGAUUAUACAUUUGACGGCGGUGGCAUUGCCGAUUUUAGGUUUAUGCGAGCUUGGAAACUGUCCGCAGACGGUUGGUUGCGGUGUAGUGAGGGGGACGGCGCGACCGAGAGUGGCAGCGAAUGUAAAUUUGAGCGCUUUUUAUAUGGUGGGAAUGCCCGUGGCGGUUGGGCUUGCUUUUUGGUUUAGUUUUGGUUUUUGUGGGCUUUGGUUGGGCCUUUUGUCGGCCCAGGUUUGUUGUGCGGGCCUUAUGUUGUAUAUUGUUGGGACAACGGAUUGGGAACAACAGGCCCGUCGGGCUCAGUUAUUGACGAUGUUUGAUGAAUCGGACGUUCAGAAAGAGUCAUUGAUUAGUGAUUUAGAAAGUGCUUGA